Ustilaginoidea virens is the source of this 2457-nucleotide messenger RNA. RefSeq lists its product as uncharacterized. The transcript is spliced from 4 exons. Bases 1 to 2457 code for a protein of 818 amino acids. Lineage: Eukaryota; Fungi; Ascomycota; Sordariomycetes; Hypocreales; Clavicipitaceae. The record is from RefSeq and is a predicted model, not a curated record.
AUGGAUCAGUAUUUUACCUACGAAGCACGGCUCGCGUCCUUCCAGAAGAGUUCGAAAAAGAGAGCAUCGACCGCCGGCGGACGCAGCAAAGUUCUAAACUGGCCACAUAAACAAAUCCCCCCCGCGAGCUUGGCCAAAGCGGGAUUUUAUUUCGAGCCCUACCCUGAAAAUCCGGACAAUUGCAUAUGCUUCCUAUGCGGCAAGGGUUUGGAUGGGUGGGAAACGGGCGACGACCCUUUGGAGGAGCACCUUCGGCAUGCCCCUCGCUGCGGCUGGGCCAUAGCAGCUGCUAUAGAAGCCGAUAUUGACGAAUACGCCAAACAAGAUCCAAGUCUGCCCGACAUGGUCGAUGCUCGAAGAGCAACCUUUGCUGGCAGGUGGCCGCACGAUGGCAAGAAAGGUUGGAAAUGCCAAACCAAGCAGCUUGUUGAAGCUGGGUGGAAAUAUACACCCACCGACGAGUCUGACGAUAUGGCUACCUGCGCAUACUGCCAACUUGCUUUGGAUGGAUGGGAACCCGGCGACAAGCCUUACGAUGAGCAUAUUAAUCGAUCCCCAAACUGCGCCUUUUUCGCCCUUCUCAACCAUUUUGGUGGCGGCAACAAGAAGAAAACGACGCGCACCAAGGCUGCGCGAGCAUCGAAAGCCUCUCGACUCUCUGCGCAGUCCGUUGCUACGGCAGCUUCGGACAUUGCGUCAGUUGCCGACAUGACAGCAGAGCCCGACGAUAGCGUUCUUACAGCUGCGUCGACCAUGACGCAGGGUGCAAAGAAGGGCACAGAAAGGGGGAAAAAGGCUACAGCCAGAAAAGCUGCCAAGCCAAGGCCCAAAAAACCACAGGCAAUCGACGAAGAUGGAGCGCACAGUAUGGCGAAGGAAGAAGUAGCAGCAGAGCCUAAAUCAACGAAACCACCGCGUGGGAAGAAGCGCGCCAGCGAUGCCAUGGAUGACUCUGCCGUGUUGCUGUCUGAAGGUCCAUCUACUAAGAGGCAAGCUACUGCCACCCGCGACAGCUCACAUGCCGACCGCUCCACCGUCACCCCUCAAGACAUCGAAUUGACCAAUACGUCAAAGGCCACUGCCCGCAUAAGGAGCUCUAGCUCCCAACCUAACCGCAAGGGUUCAUCGUUGACAGCAUCCAUGGCCUCACUCAGAGCACCAGCCACAGAUUUCCCCGAUGAUGACGAGAUUGAGCGUCAGCUCGAAGCCGAUUUGGAAAGGUUCACCACCGAUGACGAAAUUGCUCGUGAUUCAGAGACGGAGCAGCCCAUGGAAAAGCCUGGCAUGGUCAGAGCGAAGCCCAUGACUUUUGACUCUCGGAAUUAUGCCAUGUUUGAUCCGGCAGAACCAGACUUGGACGAGGAGGCCAUAGAUGACGAGCUUCGAAAUCUGCAGGCAGAAAUGGAAGUUGCUGAGCCAGAACAAGAGAUUCACGUUCCGAAGAAGGGUCGCAAAAAGGGUACAGGAGCGCGUAAAGCUUCCAAACAGGCAAACACGACGAGAAUCAAGGCUCCUUCCCCACCAUGCGAGCCUGAGGACCUUGAACAACCUGGACCGUGUGCCCACGAAGCUUCAGGAGCAGGCAAAGAGGAGGAAAACGAGAUGAGCGUCGGCAGCACAGACACGGUGGUGAAAAAGACGGAGACGGCGCCUUCUUGCGAAGAAGAGGGACGGCGCAGACAACCGACCGGGUCACCACCAUUGGCUUCAAGGGCUAGCUCUCAGCCUGCAGACGCACCUCUGAAACGUGGUCGUGGCCGACCACCGAAGAUGGCUGCUAACAAAGUCGAAUCAGAUAAGCCCCCAGAGCUACGUGAAGAUGCAUGCGACAGCCUGCAAGUCGCAAUCCAUGAGGAUGUCGCAGAAGCCCAGGCUGCCGAAGUGGCGACGGAGCCCAGACAGUCUCCAUCUCUGGGGCAAACUUCCUCCCCGAUCCUUUCUAGGUCUAGGUCGGUGGUGCCGGAGCAGCCGUCGACGCCGACUCAAGUCAUAUCGCCAGCGCCGUCGGCCCGCCUGGCAUCUCAGUCUCCGUCCCCGUCGCCGCAGUCGUCGGAUGCCGAAAACCUGCCUCCAUCCUCUGUCGUGCUGGCCAGCGCCAGGCCGAAGCGGGUCGUUCUCGCACCAGUGGCGGCGACGCCAAUGCGAACGUCCCCCUCGAAGCGCAACAUGCUUGCUGCUGGGUUACAAAGCCAAACGCCAUGGAAGGCUGUUGACCUGGACGCCGUCCUGGGCACGCCACACGACAUGGCGGACAAGGAAAAUGCAGUCGCGCGACUUAUCAAGCAGGGCAAGGAGCUGAGCAGUCCAGAGAAGGGCAUGACGGUGGAGGAGUGGAUUUAUUUCAAUGCCGGUGAGGCUGAGAAUAAGCUCAAGCACGAAUGCGAGGCCAUGGUGACCCUGUUCGAGGAGCAAGGCGCCAAGGCUAUGAGCGCGUUGGAAGGGCUAUCACUGGAGUGA